ACAGCUGGCGCGCUUGCAUCCGUGCCCGGCUUGUAGGGACUCGGUGUGCCUGGCAUGGAGGCACUCGGCGAUUCCGAGCCCACCCCGGGCUGCAGCGCCCAGGACCCGGGCGGCGCUCCCGGCGACGGUGAUGGCGCCCCUCCAUGGGCCCCGGAGGACGCAUGGAUGGCCACCCACCCAAAGUAUUUAGAAAUGAUGGAAUUAGAUAUAGGAGAUGCUACUCAAGUCUAUAUAGCAUUCUUGGUUUACCUGGACCUCAUGGAGAGUAAAAGUUGGCAUGAAGUAAACUGUGUGGGAUUGCCAGACCUCCAGCUCAUCUGCCUGGUUGGUACUGAGAUAGAAGGAGAAGGGCUACAGACUGUGGUGCCUACGUCCAUCAAUGCCUCCCUCAGCCAUAACAGGAUAAGGGAGAUCUUGAAGGCAUCUCGGAAAUUGCAAGGUGAUCCAGAUUUGCCGAUGUCUUUUACUCUGGCCAUAGUGGAGUCCGAUUCCACAAUAGUCUAUUAUAAACUCACUGAUGGAUUUAUGCUGCCAGACCCGCAGAAUAUUUCCCUUAGAAGAUGACACCUAUACUUCCUGGUGCUUACUUUAUUCAUACAAGAUUGGACUUGAGACCCCUCAACCUGCUUACUCUUUUAUCUCAGAGACAGUCAGGAUUGACUUAGCUGGUCUUAUUCCAUAAGUGUUUUUCUAAAGUAGAAAAAUUGCCCAGAUAGAGAGUUUUUUGUUAUUGUUCAAAAAUAUGGGGUAGUUGCUCUAAAACUUUAUCUGAGACAGUUUAAUUACAGUUGUAUACAAGUUUAUGCCUAGGAUGUUAUAAGAGGGUUAUCCUCCACUCUUAGCUGCCUCAUCGUUCACUGCUGUUACUGCCAGCUCAUCGUUGAGACUGCCACCCUUUUCCUAAUUCGGCUCUCUCAGUGCCUUUGGCCACUACAGAUAGAUUUGAAUACCUUUCAUAUACACCUUGAUACCUGAAGAGUUUACGUUAGCCUGAUUUUUAGUCCCAGUAGAAAGUAAAUAUUUCUGUAAUUGUUCCUAAUGUUUCAAUUACUGUUACAUUCCUUUUUUGUUUACUUUAAAUCAAAACUAUAAUUAAGUUCAUCCAGAGUGUGACCUUGCAUGUCUAGAUUAAUAAGGACCAGAGAAGUGCUACCUACAAAGAUACUGAGCCUUCCUUUCCCUUCUUAUUACCACAACCCUAUAUCAGAGUAGACUGUUACAAGGGAAAUAGUGAGGGACAGUGUCCGCCUUAAAAACAUCUUUAUGAAGUAGACCCAUUUAUUCCACGUUUGUUAUAAUCCAAUCAAGUUGCCUAAAGUAUAAAAAUUAUAUGCACAAAGAUGUUAUAAAUAGCAUUACUUGUAAUUGCCCAAAUUAUAAACCCCUUAAAAGUUUAGGGCAGUGGUUGAUAAACUUUUCCGGUAAAGAGCCAGGAAGUAAAUAAGUUAGGCUUUGCAGGCCGUGUAGUCUCUGUCACAGCUUCUCAACUCUGUAGUUUGUAGCACAAAAAUAACAAUAGACAAUAGGUAAACAAAUGAGCAUGGAUGAGUGUGUUCUAAUAAAACUUUAUUUACAAAUGCAGGACCAUAGUUUGCCAAAUAUAUGUGUGUGUGUGUGUGUGUGUGUGUGUGUGUGUGUGUGUGUAUAUAUAUAUCUCCAAUGAAUGGUACAUUAUGUACUCAUUAAAAACUAGUAAAGAAUAU
Pipistrellus kuhlii (Kuhl's pipistrelle) is the source of this 1703-nucleotide messenger RNA. It is a transcript of the gene TSEN15, whose product is annotated as tRNA splicing endonuclease subunit 15. The record is from RefSeq and is a predicted model, not a curated record. NCBI's taxonomy places the organism in Eukaryota, Metazoa, Chordata, Mammalia, Chiroptera, Vespertilionidae. Gene Ontology annotation, biological process: tRNA splicing, via endonucleolytic cleavage and ligation. The coding region runs from base 55 to 564 and encodes 169 amino acids. The transcript is spliced from 5 exons. Gene Ontology annotation, molecular function: nucleic acid binding.